Messenger RNA from Liolophura sinensis, 3168 nucleotides. RefSeq names its product proton channel OtopLc-like. Lineage: Eukaryota; Metazoa; Mollusca; Polyplacophora; Chitonida; Chitonidae. Bases 403 to 2727 code for a protein of 774 amino acids. Gene Ontology annotation, cellular component: membrane. The transcript is spliced from 9 exons. The record is from RefSeq and is a predicted model, not a curated record. Gene Ontology annotation, molecular function: proton channel activity. Gene Ontology annotation, biological process: proton transmembrane transport.
GGCUAAAAAAUUUAAGUGCACAUUUUAAAGUAAUAGUUUACCAAUUCCAGUAGUUUGCUGUGCUCGUACUUUCCAGUUUUGCGUAUGAUCUCCCUUUGGAGAAAUCUUCUACGUGGAGGCGAUGUAUUUAUUUCUGUUAUGAACUGAGUUGAAAGAUUAUGAAAUUUGAUUGUCGGCCUAUUAGUUUCUUAGUUAUUGCGAAUUUUUCAAGGUGAGUCAUAACUAUAACCCUGCAUGGUUAGAGUUGAAGAUCCUUUUAGAUAAAUGGACUUUAUGGUUUGUCUUGGUUUUGUCUGUACAUAGCAUAUAACACAAUAGCACAAUUCUAGGGCCAACAACUUGUAAGUUACACGGGGUAUACCCACGACAAAUGGCAAGCCCGGCGUGGGGAGCUCUCGGCUGAUGGGGGACGUCGACCACAAACUCGUCACUGUAGAGGAAGACGAUGAGGAUAAAUACGACAAGGACGAUGAAAGCGAAACUGUGAAGAUGGAACUUAAUCCAGUGGAAAGAAAGGACGACCCCCCUAGCCGACGAGCCAGCGUAACAUGGGGAGCAGUGGUGGAGGCCUCUCCCCCGGAGCCUAAGCCAGAGCCCCAGCCAGAAGGACAAGAGGCUGGCCCUGAUGAGGAAGGCGAUGACGCAGUGUCUUUGGUAGACUCUCACCAUAACAGCACUCAGAGUGACGAAGAAGCCUCACCAAAGACCAAGCAGAAGAAACGGCGCAGACCUACGCUGCCCAAAUUAUUUUUCCCCGGGCUACGCAAGGACAGCAUUGCCAUAUAUAAAGCGUCCAAACUUUUGCAAAACUCUGAAGAUCUAAAGACUCCUAAUGGAGACUCGGGUUUCGGGCCUGAAGAUGAGGAGGACGACCUAUCUGAUGACGAUCACCAGGAGUUCCCCGCCAUUACCCUACCCCAUACCCCGGUUUCACCCGCCCCCUCCAUACUUAGGAGACGCUCGAGCAAGCUACGUAUGGAAAAGCCCGUUAAGGACAGUUUCUUCACGGUGCUCAGUGGCCUGUAUGCCAUGCUUGUGGUCACCCUGGGCGGAGUGCUGCCAAUUGCUGAGGUGUUCGCCCAUAAGGAUCACGCUGUGUACUUUGAGCUGUUCUACUUGUACGUGUACGGCUUGAGUAUCGUCUUCCUCAUUUAUGUAUACGUGUAUCUCCUGGGUAAUCGGAAGAUACCUUUUCGUCCGUUCUUGAGGAGAGAAGACAGCACAUCUUCCCAGAAGAAACGACUGAAGAAACGCAAGGUAUCAGUGGACGAAGUAGAUAGUCACACCGGCAGCUUUUAUCUACGUCUCGGAGCACUAGCAUUCGGGAUUGGCUCGAUGAUCCACAACGGCCUACAAUUUGGAGAGUAUUUUGACAAUGUCUGCGAGAGUGGAGUGUACGCAGCCCGGCCCAUUCUUCACCUCAUGUUCACAUUUGUACAGCUUUAUUUUGUCUUCAUGAAUUCCAAGAUGUGCAUCAACCGUUACAAGACCAUAGCUCGGUUUGGUCUGAUGCACAUGGUGGCCACAAACAUUUGCGUGUGGCUGGAUACCAUAGUAACAGAGACACUUCACCAAAUCCACAGCCAUGCCCAUAGCAACGAGACCCAUCAAUCUCACGGAGGCCACGCCCAGCCACACGACCCGGGCCACCACAGCCACAAGAAUGCUCCAAACAUUGUGAUGUUGAAUAACACAGCAUCAAGUCACGAAAACUCGCUGACUGCACACGUCAUAAAUGAAAUAAGCACUACGAUGUCAACUGUCAUAAACCAUACCGUACUUCGUAUCUCCGAUCCCACAAAGCACCAUGACACCACCGCACACGUGCACCACACAGAAGAGUCACACGAAGGGUCAAGUUGCGAGGCAAAUAGUCUGAUGAGCAGUAUUGUGGAGACUGCGGGACCAUACCUGUAUCCCUGUACCAUCGAGUACAGUUUGAUAUGUGCGGGUAUUGUCUAUACCCUGUGGGGGAACAUAGGGAAGAGAGUUAUGGCGUAUAAACCCGCCGAUGGCGAAGAGGAGGAGGGUACAAAGCUACAUCGUAUGAGCGUGGACUGUUCUAAUUCGAGUAGAGGACUCUUCUUGGGAAUUAUCGUCUUGGUAGGAACUGUGAUCACCAUGGUGAUGUUCUUUGUGCUCAUAGAGACGCGCAGCCAUUACGAGAGUGGCAUAUUGGUGGAGUCCCUCACAGAAAUCUUUCUGUACUUAUUCUCUGUCGUCGCCGUACUGCUGGCGGCAUUCAGGAUGCGCACGCUUCGGUUUAAUUCCACCCGCGACACUGACUUUGAGGAGAUUCUUAUCCUGAUUUCUCUGGCAGGUGAGUUCAUGUUUGACCUCCUCUGUAUCACAGCCGCCUGGUUCGAGAAGAACAUUUACGGCAGCGGACUGAGCAUAGUGGCUAAGGUGCUGGGAUUGUUACAAUCCAGUGUCCAGACUAUAUUUGUGCUGAACGGUUUAAGACGCUGUGCGCGAACGGUGGAGCAAGAACGACGUAAGAUGGGUCGAGAGUUUGUGACUUUUCUGCUGAUAUCUAACAUCUCCAUGUGGGGAGUGAAUACGUUCGCCUUGCAGCGAAGCGUGGCCAAUCCUGUCCAGUUACAUUUCUAUGGCGCUCUAUCCUGGAACAUUCUUACUCAUAUAUCCAUUCCACUGGCAAUUUUCUUCCGUUUUCAUUCCACUGUGUGCUUGUCCAAUGUUUGGAAACGGGCCUGGAAAGGUCUAUAGCGGUUUUUUGAGUUUAUAUCAACAAAUUGACUGUGUAUAUAGUUCUACGAACACAUUUCAAAAGCUAGUCAGUUGCAUAUCUGAUUCACACAUUUAUUAAAUUACAUUAAAUAUAACGCGCGUGUAAGUAUUUAACAUCUGAUGCAACGAUUGGCAUAUCUUAAUCAGACCAGAUUGUAUAGAUACACGUAUGUCCUAAUUCUUUACCCACCAUGACAAUCGCUGUGCCCUACCUCUUCAGGAUUCCAAGGCGGAGCUUGUAUCUCGGGGAAAAGAAAUUAUGGAAAUCCCCGAAUUGUUCAAAUUGCUCAUGAAACUUUGGCUAGUGUUGAAGAUGUAAGUGUCCGUCAAGAAACAGAAAAUGUCAAAAAAGGGUUUAGCUUCACAUUAAUCAGGAAAUGCUGUCACAAUGUUAAACAUGAUAUCGUUACUUUUAACAAU